AUGGAGUAUUUGUGGCUUAGAGGUGACAUCAGGUCUCUCCUCGGCCAGGCUUUAGUAUGGUUUCCGAUACUUCUUGUAUCUUUAUACAUUCUCAAAGCCAUAUACCGAAUCACUCUCCACCCCUUGGCGAGAUUUCCGGGUCCAAAGCUCACGGCGAUGACACGAUGCUACGAGGCUUACUAUGAGGUCUUCGCAGAUGGCACAGGCGGCAAGUUCGGCGAAAAGAUUGAAGAAUGGCACAGGCAGUAUGGUCCCAUCGUGCGCAUCAAUCCCUUUGAACUCCACGUGAAUGAUCCGGAGUAUUUCGACGAGCUAUUCAACUUCAAUGCGCAUCUUUGGAAACGAAGCUUUGCCAUAGAUAAUCUCGUCCAUACACCGUCUUCAACACAGCAUAAGCAGCGUCGACAGGUCCUACAGAACUACUUUUCACAGCAGAAGACAAAUCAAAUGACGUACAUUGUGCGUGACAGGAUACAGGCCCUGUGUAACCACCUCAUCUCACAUAAGGGCAAGGGCGAGCCAGUCAAGGCAUCACUGAUGUUCCGAGCUAUGACCACCGAUAUUAUCUGUGAGUAUGCAUUUGGGCGACAUUGGGGAUUUGUUGAGGACCCCGAGUACAGCGAGGGAUAUUUCUCGGCAACGCAGAAUACGUUCAAGAACAUCUACUUUUUUCGCGAAUACCCUAUAGUAAACAACAUAGCUCUCGGCCUCUCGGCCCUACCCGACUGGCUAUUCCCCAAAGGUAGUCUAAAGAACGUCACACUAUGGGCAGAGGCAAGUUUCAAAAGCCUUAUCAUCGAUUCAAUGAUCCGCCAUGAAAAGGACGAAGGGAGCCCACCCACAAUUUUUGAGGAGUAUAAGACCAACAAGCUGCCACCUGAAGAGAAGACUCCCAAUCGUAUCUUCCAGGUGGCCCUGAUGGUCAUGGGUGCGGGCGCGGGCACGCCAAGCUAUGUGCUUGAUAUUGCCACGUACUAUAUUCUGGCAGACCCAGCCAUUCACGAUCGCGUCAAGGCGGAUCUUGCCAGCGUGUGGUCUGAUCCAAAGGCCCCGGCGCCAGAGGUUGCUGUGUUGGAGGGUUUACCGUUCCUACGCGGCUGCAUCAAGGAGGCACUACGUCUGGCGCUCGGACCUAUGGCUCGGCUGCAAAGGCUCAAUCCGCAUGAAGAGAUGCAUUUCCAGGAAUGGCUAAUACCGAAGGGAACGCCUAUCGGCAUGACGCAUCGGUUUAUCCAUCAUAAUCCAGACAUUUAUCCCGAGCCGUUCGAAUUCAGGCCCGAGAGGUGGAUGCAGGGCGAGAAGUCCAGGGAGCUUGAGAAGUACCUGGUAACCUUCUCUAGGGGGUCGCGGCAGUGUCUAGCCAUUCCCCUAGCAUACGCUGAGCUCUAUCUAUGCCUAGCCACAUUAAUCCGAAAGUUCGACCUCCAACUAUAUGAGACGGACCGCGCCUGCGUAGAUCCAAGGUACGACUAUUUUGCCCCAUUUCCAGAAAAGCAUGACCUAUCCAAUGAGCGAGUACGCUUUUUGGUGCAGUAG
Molecule: messenger RNA, 1536 nt
Organism: Truncatella angustata
Lineage: Eukaryota; Fungi; Ascomycota; Sordariomycetes; Amphisphaeriales; Sporocadaceae
Product: cytochrome P450
Exons: 4
Coding region: 1-1536 (511 amino acids)
Molecular function (GO): oxidoreductase activity, acting on paired donors, with incorporation or reduction of molecular oxygen; iron ion binding; heme binding
Source: RefSeq, a predicted model, not a curated record